Penaeus indicus is the source of this 2044-nucleotide messenger RNA. It is a transcript of the gene Pus1, whose product is annotated as pseudouridylate synthase 1 homolog. The record is from RefSeq and is a predicted model, not a curated record. Gene Ontology annotation, cellular component: nucleus. Gene Ontology annotation, molecular function: RNA binding; pseudouridine synthase activity. Lineage: Eukaryota; Metazoa; Arthropoda; Malacostraca; Decapoda; Penaeidae. The transcript is spliced from 10 exons. Gene Ontology annotation, biological process: tRNA pseudouridine synthesis; mRNA pseudouridine synthesis. Bases 11 to 1543 code for a protein of 510 amino acids.
CCCACCACACAUGGCAGUAAACAAAGGUGUAUAUCAAUUCAGUAGAAUAGCAUAUCACUGUGUCCGCAGUCCAGCGUACAAGUUUCGACCAUUUUCUACAAAUCUUGUGAACUAUUUUCACAUCACCAGGAUGGCACUUGAGGCUACAACAAAUUCUCAAAAUAUGGGUCUGAAGCGGCCGGCGGAGUCAGAAAUGACAGAAAGCGAGGUCAAAAAGAUACACCUGAACCCUGUGCCAAAUACUGAAUUGGAAACUGGAGGAGACACAGUUAGAAGAAAACGAAGAAAGUAUGCCAUACUCUUAUCAUAUUCAGGAAAAGGCUAUUUAGGAAUGCAAAGGAAUCCAGGGUAUAGGACGAUAGAGGAUGAUUUGUUAAAUGCCAUGUUGCACGCUGACCUGGUGACAGAGGAAGGAUGCACAUGCCCACAACUGUUCAACUUCCAGCGGGCGGCUCGCACAGACAAGGGAGUUUCAGCAGCACGACAAGUAGUGUCAAUUAAACUACCCGAGGAUGUGCCCGACAUGGUGGCGGAAAUCAACAAGCACCUCAACAGCCAAAUAAGGGUCAUGGCCAUCAAGCGCACAACCAAAAGCUUCAACUGCAAGGCAUGGUGUGACUCGCGCACGUACUCCUACAUGUGCCCCACUUUUGCCUUUGCUCCAGUCGAAAAGAUGACAGAUGCAGACUACAGGAUCUCCUCGGAAGUUAUGGAGGAACUAAGAAGUACCUUGAAAAUAUACAAAGGGACUCAUAACUUCCACAACUUUACAGCACGAAAAAAGGCCAGCGAUGCCAGUGCCAAUCGCUACAUCAUGGAGGUGGAGUGCAGCGACCCCUUUGAACGAGAAGGCCUGGAGUGGAUCGUUAUCAAGAUCAAAGGCCAAAGCUUCAUGCUGCACCAGAUUCGCAAAAUGAUCGGGCUGGUAAUGGCCAUCUGCCGAGGGCUGGCCAGCAAAGACGUGAUCACAAAGGCUUGGAUGAAGGACCGCGUGGACCUGCCCAUUGCCCCGGGCCUGGGUCUCGUGCUGGAGGAACCCCACUACGACAAGUACAAUAAGAAAUAUGGAUCGGAUGGGAUUCAUGUGCCUCUGGAUUGGAGUGAGGUGUCGGAAAAGAUCCAAGAAUUCAGGGAGAAGUUCAUUGAUUCCACUAUUGUAGCCACAGAGAUAGAGGAGCAGUCGAUGUUGAAAUGGCUGGCAACUCUUCCAUUUCACACAUAUGAUGUUCGAGAAGUUCCUACUGACGGAGAACCAGUUCAACAUAUGUCAGGGGUGCGAUCAGCGAUAGGCCGGGCAGCUGUCAAAUUAGCAAACUACAGAGCUGAUGAUGAUGGCAGAGGAAGCGAGGAUGAAGCAGAAGACGAGGAUGAAGGGGAUUUAGACCAAUAUAGGGUGAAACCUACCUCAGUACCUGCAGAGGCUGGAGAAGCCAGUAAUGGUCAGGACUGUAACAGUGCUGAGAAUGGCAUAAGCAACAAUGGUACUGAAGAUGGUAUACAGGAAGAAAAGGGUAAAGAUGAUAAAGACAACAAAGAAGUGUGAUUGUAGGGAAUGAAAUAAACUAUCUUGCCUCAGUGAUGUGACAGUAUAUCUCUUCACUCGGAAAAAAAAAAAAUAUGUGAUUAAAGUGUAGCAACCAUUUUGAAAAGUCAUCUAGUGCCAUUAGUGUUCCAUACAUAUUAUUUGUCAUUGAUUGUGGAGUAAAAGCAUACAUACCAUAAUAAUCAGUGUCAAGCCAGUCAGUCAUAUGUGUUUCCAGCCAUGCAACAUUACUCAUAGACAGGUGAUCAUUAUUGAUGAAUUGUUAUUUUUGUACAUAUUUGUACCCCCCCCCCCCCCUCCCAGUUCUUGAAAUCCAAGAAUGCUCAUAUUCUCAGAGAGAUAUACUUGUGUAGAAAUUUCCAAUUUUAAAUGUUAGUGUAAAAUACAGUUUAUCCUAUAACAUUGUUAACUGGUAUUUAAUAGGUUUAUGCUGUUUGUUAUUUUAUACGUGUACAGCUGAGUGUAAGUAGAGGCUUCAGUAAUAAACAAGUUUUAGAGUUA